Molecule: messenger RNA, 507 nt
Organism: Prosopis cineraria
Lineage: Eukaryota; Viridiplantae; Streptophyta; Magnoliopsida; Fabales; Fabaceae
Exons: 1
Coding region: 1-507 (168 amino acids)
Molecular function (GO): zinc ion binding; nucleic acid binding
Source: RefSeq, a predicted model, not a curated record
AUGGCUGAACAAAAUAAUGAGCUUUUGAUGAAAAAUCAUGAAUCUCGUCUAACUGGUUCUACCCCAUUCCUUGAAGUGAAUGCAGUGACAAAUGAAUCAGCUUGGGGUUAUGGCCGUGGUCGUGGCCAUAGCCAUGGACGAGGUCGUGGUCGUGGUCAUGGUAGUACAUCUUUCGACAAGAAGUGGACAAACAAUGAAGAGAAACACAAGAAAGGAAUAAGUAGGGAUAAUAAUAAUAAUACUAAAAAUUUAUGCUACCGUUGUGGUGGUAAAGGUCACUGGCCACGUACCUGUCGUACUCCAAAACAUUUGAUUGAUCUUUACCAAGAAUCACUUGAAAGUAAAAGUAAAAACAAAGAGGCAAAGAUAGAAACACAUUUUGCCUCUGAAGAAGGUGAUUCUGAUUAUGGUGACAUGGAUGUUACUCAUUUGGAUGUUGCUGAUUUCUUUGCCGAUCUUAAUGGAAGAAUUGAUCACCUAAUUGGGGAUGGAAAUGUUCAGAAAUAA